Molecule: messenger RNA, 7662 nt
Organism: Symbiodinium sp. CCMP2592
Lineage: Eukaryota; Dinophyceae; Suessiales; Symbiodiniaceae
Source: the annotation of a GenBank genome assembly
AUGUCGACUUUUACCUCAGAUGUGCCAGCGUGGGAUGGAAAUCCUUCCACAUACCUUGCUUUCGAGGUAGCCUGCCGUUGGUAUGAGAAGACCCUCAAAGAGAAUGAGAGAAGAGGGGCUGCCGCUCGCGUGUGGUCGAAGCUGUCGGGUCCGGCGAGGUCGGUCGUGAAACACCUUAGCCCCGAAGACUUCGACACCGCAAAUGGCCUUGACAAGCUCCUUGAGGUUUUGCGCUCUUCGCCUCUCCAGUCGUUACCCAUACCUGAUUCGUUCUCGAAGUUGGAGCGGUGGCAUCAGCUGAAAAGACGCGAUCAGGAGACGAUUCCUGAGCUGCUGGUGCGUGAAGACGAACUCUUUCUUGAACUCCAACAGAGCCUUUUGAGGUCGCGGGCUCGGGACAAGCCUGUGCUGAUCAAGGCGCCUGUCGAGCCUGGCCCGGAGGGCGCGGCGUCACCUGGCGCAUCGCCCAGCUCUGCCAAGAAAGAGGAGAAGGACGAUGACGGCGAGAAGGCGGCGGAGAGCCCGACGACUCCGAUACCGGUCGUUCCUCGAGACGGGAUUAAGACUCUGGAUUUCUUCGACAACGAGCUGCGAGGUUUCAGAUUGCUAAAAGCUGCUGGCGUCUCCCAUUCUGAGAGACAACAGGUCUUGACCCUUACAGGGAACUCGGUGGCUUUCGAGAAGAUCCGCCAGGCGCUUCGCGCCUUGUUUGAUGAUACAGACCCUAGCUCCCGACGGCCCAAACAGCGCAUCUAUUGGGAGGACUACGAGGACUCUCCCCACAACUAUUUCGAUGAUGAUGUGACGGCUUACUGGGCCGCUUGGCCGGGAUAUGAGUCCUACUGGGCUUCCGGUGGCGAUGGCUGGGACGAGCCCGAGUGGGAAGAUGCCUGGCCGGACGACGAUCCCGCUUGGCAGGAGGAGAGCUACGUGGCCGAGGCGGACCAGAGCGAGAUUGCCGAGGACGAGGAGAGCCUAGUGAAUCAGGAAAAGGAGGCCUCGAUCCUUGCUGCCGAGGCGAACCGGACCUUAGCUGAGGCCCGGGCGGCGAUUCAGAAGGUGCGGUCGGCCAGGGGGUACUUUCCCUUGGGCGGCAAGACCGGCUCGAAGGGCCACUCACCUUCAAUGAAGGGCAAGGACAAGGGCAAGAAGGGAUUCGGCAAGGCAGGCGGCAAAUCUUCGAAGGGCAAGGGUUGCAUUUUGUGCGGCCGGACAGGCCACUACUUCCGAGAUUGCCCCGGCCGCUUAGCAAAGGGCAAGCCUGGAAAGGGGCCGAGCAAGGGAUCUGGUUCCUUUUGGGUCGAGCCCUACCACCAGAUCUACUUCUGUGGCGCGGGUGAGGAGGCCGAGUAUGCCGACGACGACCAGGCCGGGCCUCCCGAUUACCCGACUCCGGAUAAUGAGGACCUUGCGGCCCGCUCCGACGGCACGAUCAUGCCCUUUGAGAGCUUUGCUGGGCCCUUCGAUGGCACGAUCAGGCCCUUUGAGAGCUCCACCGGGCCCCUGGAUGUUGCGAUCCAGCCUUAUGACAACGCUGAGGUCUCAUGUGGCAGCACCAGGCAGGAAGUGAUCCCUCUGUUUGUGAUGUCGGUUGACACUUUGUACCACACCAUGUCUUCGGGAUCACCUGGUUUUGUGCUUGACACUGGCGCCACUGAGACGGCGAUAGGGGUCCAAACCUUGCAUGAUUUGCUGCAGGUGACCAGACUUAAGUACACAGUGGACACUUCUGAGAGGCCUGUGUUCCGUUUUGGCGACGGCAUGUCUCUGAGGGCGGCUUCGAAAGUGACUUUGCAUGGCACUUCGCUCGGGGCCGUUAGUUUCUUCGUGCUAGAUGGUGACCACCGACCUCAGACCAGGAAUGCCUCGUCAACCCCCGCAUUGAUUGGCAGCCGUUAUUUUCGUGAUCGCAGAGCCACAAUAUCUUAUGAACACAUGUCGUUGUGGUUUCUCGACUCGGCCAAUUCCUUGUGGGGCACCGACCUUUUGCAGACUCAGUCGGGGCAUCUCUUGGUACCGGUAGACAAUGACAUCAUGAACAUCACAGCCUUGCGUAGCAAAACGGAAGAGACCUACGGUGUUGUGUUGCCACCUGAUGCCCCGAGCUUGAUAGACCUUCUUUCGACCCCGGGGGCAGUGAAAGAGCUCAAGAAGAUCCAAGACCGCCGGGUUGAAAACAAAGGGGCAGUGCUGGCAGCUAGUGCGAGUGCAUCCGGCGACCAGGUGAGUGCCUCUGACCAGGGUGGAAGUUCAUCGGCUAUCUUGGUUGGCAACACCAGCGGUUCGUGUGAUCCUGUUCUCCGACCGUCUUUGGUUCAGAGACUUCGGAGCCUCCGACUUCGCUUAGGCUGCCUUGCUUUGAACCGUGACACCUCUGCCCCGCUUCAUGUCGAGCUCCAAGCUUCCCGCUCCCUCGGACGAUCCUCGGGUAUCGGGCUGGCCGUGCAAGGGCCGCCACAAUCCGAGCGGAAUCCGCCAGAAUCAGUGUGCGGCUUGCGGCUGUCUUACGACAAGAAGAAGGGCGGCCACGGGUACUCGAGGACGGCGGGACCACCGGCAGCACAUGUCGAGACGGCCCUCGAGGAGCUGCGCAUGGCGAUGCACGCGGAGGAGCUGACUGAGAGCAUCGUGAAGGGCAAGAUCAUGGAAGUGCAGGGCCGCAAAAUGACCCGGGGCGAGAAGGUUCGGGUGCAGACGUUGAUGGAGGAACGCGAGCCCUCACCAUCACCGCCGACGUGCGACAGUCGCCGGAGGCAGGGUGUGAAGAAGGAGACGGGCGGCCCGACGACCGCCCCGGCGAUGGCAUCGCUCCGUCCGAAGACGGGUGCCAAGCCUCCACUGACGAUCCCCUCGGAGGCCACGUCGAGCGAGAAGCCCAAGGACGAGCACUUCAAGGAGAUCCAGGAGGCCUGGAUGACCAUUCGCGACCAAGAGGAUCGCCUGCUUCUUCUCAAGACGCGGCUCCAAGAGGAGUUGGUGGCCAACGGCAAGGACCCGGAAAAGGAGUUCAACAAGAUGAGUUGGAUGGGCCAUGGGAAAUCAUCCCAUAUGAUCGGCAAGGGGGGCUUGGAGAGCCACUCGGGUGCCGAAGAUCGCGACAAUGAAGCCGGGAUCACCUAUGAGCUGAGGAGUCCUAAGACGGGGCACCUCAUUGAUCGCAAGGAGACGGCCAUCAGAGUUGUGAGUGAGAUUGUCCAGAAGGAGCCCUUCAUGGUGUGGUUGGCUCCUGCAGCUCGCCCAAGCAAACCUUGUGAUCCCUUGGAAAGCCCAGGACAGUGGAGGAACCGCCAACGGGCCCAGCGCCGGGCUCUGGAGGUCGCUGAAUCCUUGGCCGAGGCCGGAUGCCAACAACUUCGAGCCGGCCGCGAGUUCGUGUGGGAAUGGCCGCUUUCGGCAACUUAUGGUCGUGAUUGUGCGGCCCUGCGGAACCUCACAGCUGCGGCCACUGAGACCGGAAAGAAGCUGUGCGACUUCGUCAUUGAGGGCUGCGCGGAUCAUGAAGACCGCAGCGCUCAUGGCAAGCGGUGGCGGAUUAUAACUACGAGCCGCCAAGUUGCAGCUUCUCUUCGUCGUUGCCGGUGUCCGGGCCAUAAAGAACAUCCUGAUGAUCCUGGCCCUGUGCGUCUACCUCACCGCCUUCGUGAAGCUGCUCUAGAUGGAGUUCGCUGGGAGAUGCAGGGCGAUGACAACGACAUCCGCGAGGACCUUCGAUGCCUCUCGACUGGGGAGGAGAGGGCCUACGCCUUGUCCCGAGAGGGCACUGCGAUGCCUUUGGACAAGCCGUCCGGCAAGCGACUGGCCAUGGUCCGUGACCUGAUGAUGCGCAUCCACCGUGCCUCUGGGCAUGCUUCCUUCUCCAACUUGGCGAAGCUUCUGGAACGCAGAGGCAGCCCAAAGUGGGCUGUGGAAAUGGCGGCAGAGAUGACCUGCCCGGAUUGCGCGGAAACUCGGCGCCCACCUGGAGCGCCUGUGGCGAGUGCCGAUGAGCCGGCCAGUCUCUGGGAGGUUCUCGGGGCGGACGUUUUCGAGUACGAGUUCGUGAAGGACGGGAAACCCUUUAAGUGUAAGGCCCUGUUGAUGGUGGAUAGAGCGUCUCGGUAUGCCUCGACCUAUGUCUUCAGGGAGUUCCCGAGUGAUGAAUCGUGGGAGCCCGACACUUCUGAGAUCAAGAAGGCCAUUGUUGCAGGAUGGUUGGCACAUAACCCUGCGCCAAAGUGGCUGUUCACCGACGCUGCUCCAUACUUUACCAGUCGUGAAAUGCUGGACUUCGUUGGUCGCAGCGGGAUCGGGCUGUUAACCGCGCCGGCCGAAGCACACUGGCUUCUGGGCGUAGAAGAACGGACGAUUCAGAUCAUCAAGCGAGCCGCUGACAAGAUCGACAAGGAGGACCUCGGGCUAGGUGUUUCAGAGUUGUUGUCUCUCGCAUGCCACGGUCACAACUCUCAUAUUCAUUCUGCGACCGGGUAUUCGCCUUUCCAGUGGGCGAGGGGAUGGCAACGAGAAGAUUCUGUUCCGGUUGGGCUUGAUCCCAAGCGAGCUUUCUCUCGGACUCUGCUGUUGCGGGCUAAAGCUGAGACCGCCUUUGCCCGAGCUGACGCCGCUGAGAAACUGUCUCGUUUGAACAACACGGUUCAGAGGCCUACUGCCAAAUAUGACCCAGGAUCUCUCGUGAUGCUUUGGAGAGUUCGGGCCAAAGCUGGCCGCGGGGCCUGGACUGGCCCACUUCGUGUUCUUCUGCAGGAGGGCACCACCUUGUGGUUGGCGACUGGGUCCACCAUGGUGAAGGCCAAGACCAACCAGGUCAGAAAGUGCACUGAGCGUGAGACCUUGGUCGUGUCUACCCAAGGAGCCGUGGUUCACCGCACCGCGGUUGGGUUGGACAUUCUUUUGAGGGGCUAUCGCGGCAAGCAUUUUCUGGAUGCCACCCAGGAAAACCCGGGACAGGACCUCCUCGAGGACCUGGGGCCUGCAGAUGUUCAAGCUGAGCCUCCCCACCAGGAAGAUGCUCCACAAGGCCGUGGUGAAAGAGAUGUCUGGGAAAUCCGUGACAGCAUGUUGAUCCGGAAGCAUCGUGUACCACGCCUGACCUUGUUUACGCCGGUGAGAAUCAAGGACCUACCAGUACUUGAAGAUCACCUUUCUGGGAGAAGACGCACUGUGUUGCAGUCUCCUGGCGGCGGAAACGUCAUCGAGGACAACUACAAGACUGACCCGAAGCCUGCGAGGUCAAUGAUGGACCGCUGGCGAGGCGAGACCCAGUUUGAGAUCUUGCCGGAGCACUGUGCUAAAUACCUGCCAGCGCGUGACCCAGAUCUGGCCCGACGGCCGGAAGAGUCAGCGAGGAAGGCUCCACGCCUUCAGGGUCCCGAGGCGAGCUCUUCCAGUUCACCACCUCCUCUUCCUGAACAUGAUCCUCUUGAAGAUCUUCCGGUUCCAGCCUCUCAGUCUGGAAUUGCCGCGGAGAUCGGUGAUGAUGAACCUCCUGUUCCUGACACUCCGGUGCCACCUGAGUUUUCUCGAGGAGAGCGAAGCGGAAACGCUCCUCUCUUCCGUGGUGGCUCUGAGCAACAGCUACCUGAACAGCCUGAGUUUCUUGAGGAGGAGCACGCGAGCGCGGCACCCUACUCAACCUCUGAGGAAUCCUCCGACGAGGAGCUCCUGCCAGACGGUGACGGGAUGAAGGGCAUCAGCUUCGUCGAGGACGUGCCGAGUCACGCUGCCUAUGCGUGCGAGAUGGAGAUGACGGACCAGGACUUGAAGCGUGUCAGGAAGCGGCCGCGGAAAGCCGCUGUGUGGCUCUCCCAAAAGAUGAGCGAGAAGUCGCGCGAGGUCAGUUGGCGGUCGCUCACGGAGGAGGAGAAGCGCGAGUACGACGAGGCUCAGGCUGUCGAGGUGACCAACGUGGUUCGCGAAGCAGCCAUCCGUGCCCUCUCAGCACAAGAGCUGCAAGACGUUGACAUGAAGAAUGUCAUGGCUAUGAGAUGGGUACUUACCCGUAAGCAGAGCGGGAAAGCCAAGGCGAGACUUGUGGUGCUUGGAUACCAGGCGCACAACUUGACAAGCGUCGAGACAUCGGCGCCCACUCUCUCGAGAACUGGGAGAAACGUGCUUUUGGCUACUGCGGCGAACCACCACUUCACCCUUGAGAGCGGGGAUGUGACGAGCGCGUUCCUGCAGACCAUGAAGAGCCUGGAAUCAGAGAACCUGCUGGUGUUCGCGCCGGUGGAGCUGGCUGUCAUGUUCGGCGCUGACCCCAAGGAUGCUGGGAUGAUCAUGAAACUUACAAAAGCCUUCUACGGGCUGGUUCAUGCACCCCGCCGUUGGCACGAGGCAGUUGUUGAAGCCCUGACCCGCAGUGGCUGGAAGCAGCUGAAAAGCGACAGGUGCAUUUUUGCUCUGUACUCGCCCGAUGGCUCCCUUGUCGGCAUUGCCGGGGUUCACGUCGACGAUUUCUUGAUCGCCGGCCUCGAGUCGAGUGAGAUCUACAAGCGUGCCAAGCAGGAUCUCCAGAACACUUUCCGGUUCGGGAAAUGGGACUCUGCGAAAGGGCCGGGCUUCGACUUUGCUGGUUGCCAUGUGUGGCAAGACGAGAGAGGGAUCCACAUGAAUCAAGAAGAAUACGUCCGAGACUGGAUCCAAGAAAUCCCUUUGAGUUCCACGCGGGCUCAGCAGUUGAACUCUCCAGCUACUCCUCACGAGAUCUCCGAACUCCGAGGGGCUCUUGGCACUCUCUCCUGGAAAGCUUCUCAGACUGGACCGCAGUUUCAGGCGGCCAUCUCCUUGAAGUUGUCUGAGAUUCCCUUUGCCUCUGUGAGAACCAUUGUCGAAGUGAACAAACUCGUUCGGGAAGUUCGUAAGACUGCCAAACAGAGGAUCACGUUUCCUGCAUGGAACUACCCCUGGCAGGACAUCGCGACCGUCGUUUGGGCGGACGCUUCACAAGGCAAUCGGCCCAACAAAUCGUCUACUGUGGGUCUCAUGGCUUGUCUUGGGCCAAGUGAGAUCAAAGACGGUUCUGAGGUGCCACUCGCGAUGAUCUCGUGGAGAAGCUCGAAGGCGCCAAGGGAGAGUUUAGGCUCUAACGGGUCUGAAGUGCAAGCUCUGACGGUGGGUGAAGACACUGUAUUCCUCAUUCGUGCUAUGUGGCUUGAAGUUCACGGCAUAGAACUCCAUAGGGACACGCUUCACGAGACCGUCCGUGACAAUAGCAUCGGGAUCCUGGUGACGGACAGCAAGGGGAUUUAUGAUGCUUUUACACGAAAUGUCUCGUCGUUGCAUGGUUUGAGAUCGAGUCGUGCAGGCUUCGAGUUGACUGUGGCGGUUCAACAAGCGAUGCAGUUGCAAACUCACCUGAGGUGGGUCAAUGGAGAAGCUCAGCUUGCAGAUGGGCUGACGAAGGACACCGCUACUGCUCGGAAAGGCCUACUGAGUUUUCUUGCAAACGGGCAGCGCUGGUCUGUAGUGUAUGAUCCGAAGUUUACGGCUGCCAAGAAAGUCCGCAAGACGGAUCUUCAGAAAGCGCUCAAGGAGCGCGAAGAAGCAUUUAUUGCUUCAGUCCGUGCUUUCAGCAAGCAGGAACGAUACCCAUGGUACCUUGAUGACAUCGUUGAAGUGUACGAGGAUUUGCACCCUGAAAACCUCAGGAAAAUGUUAGCGAUGUGA